Poecilia latipinna (sailfin molly) is the source of this 1250-nucleotide messenger RNA. It is a transcript of the gene tmem54a, whose product is annotated as transmembrane protein 54a. The record is from RefSeq and is a predicted model, not a curated record. Lineage: Eukaryota; Metazoa; Chordata; Actinopteri; Cyprinodontiformes; Poeciliidae. The coding region runs from base 153 to 878 and encodes 241 amino acids. The transcript has 6 exons.
GCGGUCGGGAUCGCCUCUUUGUUUUCAGGUAAGUUUCAGUCACGGAAGUCUGAGAUCCACUGUCCCAGAGCCGUGGAAAGCGCGUCGUCAGAAAUGAUUUUGCCACAACUUUCCUAAUAGCAGCUGUGAUCUGAAGGGACGUAGAAGCCACCAUGGUUAACUCAGGAAUAUGCUGCACCAACCUCAAAGACAACAGGGCCCUGAUGAAGAUGGGGUUGACGCUGGUGCUGGUGGGCCACGUCAUCUUUCUUCUGGGAGCCCUGGUCCACGGCGUCGUCCUCAGAUACUUCAUUGUGAAGAUUAAGGUCCGGACUCUUAUAUUCGCUGUGUUUAACGUCACUGCCAUCGUGGAAGGCCUGAUUGGUAUUAUCAGCGGGAUAGUUGCUAUUGUCCUGUCUAAGAACAAGAAAAACAAGACCCUGAUCUGGGUUCUGUUGGUCUUCAGCUUCCUGGCAGGUUUCCUAGGAAUUGCUGCUGCCUUGGGAUUGUCAUAUUCUUUAGUUAGAGCCGUCAUCCUCAGGAAAGAGCGUGUGCUAAAGAAUUUCUGCAAAUUCUUUGAUGAAACCCCCGACCCUGCGACCAUCACAAACGAAUGCCCCUUCGAUCCGACUCGUAUCUAUGCAACCUGCAUCAUUCUUUGGAUGCCCCUCAUCAUAAUGUGCGUCGUGGAAUCAGUGUUCACCUUUCGCUGCUUUGCUGCCUGCACUUCCUUCCUGUACCUUUGCCCGUGCAGGAAGAAGCCUGUCCAGGCAAGGAGGGUUAAAGUUAAGAUUAGGGAUGAAAUCCCAAUGCCGUUUCCAGAGGAAGGAGCCGAAGAGCCCCCUGCAGAGCAGGAUGAUCUGCUGCACGGCAGAAAUAUGCAGAAUGACUGGGUUUAAUCCAGCAAAAUUGUUUUUCAUCCAACUGAACAGGAUGAAAAACUGAACAGAGAGACUCUGUUACAAUUCAAAUAUUUUGAUAUAUCUGGACUUGAGUAAGUUGAAGCAGUUGCAUUUUACCAUUUAUGCCCCUUAGUGGCAUUUGUCUUAAUGAUUUGAUGGGAUGCUGUUAUGGUUCAAAUGUGUUUUUUUUCUUUUAUCAUUUUUGUACCAUUUUAAAAUCUGCCUCAUGUACCUUCAGUUUAAAUGUCAUUGUAAAAAGAAAACUCGCAUUUCCUAUUGUUUUAAAAUAAGAUUUUAUUACAGUUGAAACCUCUGACAGGCUUUGUUCAAUCAAAAUGUUUUCAGAAUACAAAUAUAUACACAAAUCAA